AUGGAAAAAUACCAAGAAUUCAGACAUGUAUGUAAGUUCUGCAGCAAGAGCUUCCAUUGUGGAAGAUCCUUGGGUGGUCACAUGAGGUCUCACAUGAUUAAUGACAUUUCAGCUCAGACUGAUGGUACAAAGAUCACCAAGAAAAAGCUUCCACCUCUCAACAACAGUAAAAGUGGAGCUAAGAAUAAUAACAUUAGCAAUGAAACUGCAACUGCUGGUUAUGUCCUGAGAGAGAAACCAAAGAAAACAUGGAGACUAGCAGAUCAUUCAAGUACUGAGAAUACUUCAGUCCCUCACAAGUCUUGCAGAGAGUGUAGCAAAGUGUUCCAAUCUUGGAAAGCUUUGUUUGGUCAUAUGAAGUGUCAUUCACUAGAGAAAGAACGAGUGUCUAACGAUAAUAGCUUGAAGGAGCAGCAAGACUCUUGGACUAGUGCUAAUAACCAGAAGCUGAUAAUGGAUAGCCAAUCUGAUAAUGAAACUCCUGCUCCUAAUCGAAGAAAGAGAUCGAAAAGGAGAAUAAGGUACAUGGCUACUGCAAAUUCUUCUUCUUUGUCUUUUGCUAACAACGCUUCCUCUUCUGUUUCUGAGAUUGAGCAAGAACAAGAAGAGGUUGCUAUGUGUUUGAUGAUGCUUUCUAGAGAUGCUAGUCAGUGGGGUGGGGUGAAUUCUGUUGCCGAGUCCUCUGAUAAUAAUUCUGUGUUUCUAGAAACUAAUGGGGCUAGUUCUAAGACUGAAGGCAAGACUUCUGUUUGUAAUGGUAGUGAGACUGUGAAAUUGAAGACAUCCGGUGAGAAGAAAUUAGAGAUUGACAAAUUGGAGUGCGAUGAGGAUUUCAAAUUUUCUGCCUCUGGGAAUUCAAGACAGGGGCUUCUGAAGAAUGAUAGGGUUAAAAAGUCUCAAUUGGAUGAUCAAUGUGGAGUUGAAAUAGUAAAGGAUUUGACCAAGGAAACUGAAUUGGCUCCCAAUAAGUGCAAUUCAAGAAAGAGAAAGCUAUGUGAUUCUUUUGAUCCUGAAUUGAGGUCGGAUUCCAUGAAGAAACUGGCAAGCAAUGCUUUGGAUUCUAGAGCUUGCAAGAAUUAUGAGAGAAGUAGCAGCAAAUUUGAGUGUACUACUUGCAACAAGGUUUUCCACUCUUACCAAGCUCUAGGUGGCCAUAGAGCUAGCCAUAAAAGGAUGAAAGGCUGUUUGGCCUCCAGAAUUGACAGCAGCGAAAACAGUGUUAAAACUGAGAUCUCUCCUGACGCAACAGCAGAUAGUAAGCUCAUCAUGAAAUCCAUCAACGAUGAGACUCCCAUUGAUCACUUGGGCGCCACAGAUUGCGACAGCAAGGUUGGGACAAGUUACGAGGCAAGAAAGAGUAGAGGACAUGAGUGUCCGAUUUGUCUCAAAGUGUUUCCAUCCGGACAAGCAUUAGGUGGCCACAAGAGGUCUCAUUUCGUGGGAGGCACUGAGGCUAAAAAUAACCAGAGCAUCGCAAUUCAAGAACCAAUCCCAGCAAUCAGAGAUUUUCUUGAUCUGAAUCUCCCUGCUGAUCCUGUUGAAGAAGAAAGCAAUGGACUUGUGGGAUUGAAUCCAUGGUGGAUUGGAAGCAGUAAUGAGCUCGAAGGGCUUGUUGGUUUGAUUUCUAACUGA
This is a messenger RNA of Dovyalis caffra, 1632 nucleotides long. The record is from the annotation of a GenBank genome assembly. Lineage: Eukaryota; Viridiplantae; Streptophyta; Magnoliopsida; Malpighiales; Salicaceae.